Messenger RNA from Aspergillus homomorphus CBS 101889, 1868 nucleotides. Its product is annotated as cation diffusion facilitator family transporter. Gene Ontology annotation, biological process: transmembrane transport; monoatomic cation transport. Gene Ontology annotation, molecular function: monoatomic cation transmembrane transporter activity. Gene Ontology annotation, cellular component: membrane. The record is from RefSeq and is a predicted model, not a curated record. NCBI's taxonomy places the organism in Eukaryota, Fungi, Ascomycota, Eurotiomycetes, Eurotiales, Aspergillaceae. The transcript has 2 exons. The coding region runs from base 159 to 1691 and encodes 510 amino acids.
AAUCCCCUCUACGGAUCCAACAACACCAUGGAGCUGUGGUUGAUGCUUGGCCAAGAAAGAAGCAAUUCCUCCCUUCUCGCGAGUGCACCAAAUUUUCCAAAUCCAGUCGUUACAGUGCCAUAAUAUUAGACGGCUGCUAAGCGUUUCGACCGACGAGGAUGCUGACGCAGCCCCUGCGGUGCAGGGCCCAUCCUCCACCUUCUCCUCCAUCCCUCUUUCGCCGCGGUCCGUCCGGCUUUGUUCGUCUCCCCCGGGCUUAUUAUUAUCAUCACCAUCUGCGAAAUUUGAACACCUCCUCCUCCUCCUUCUCCUCUGCCCCUCCUUCCUCGUCGGGAUCGCUUCACCACAAGAGCCCCCGCACUGCCUCUGGUCUUUCAUCGAUCUUUCCCUCCUCUCCUGUCGCGUGCCCCAAUGCCCCUCUUCGUCCGAACUCUCGCCCGACUCUGAUUCCAUCCCUCACUGCUACCACCUCCUAUAUUAAGCAACCAAUCUCAAUCACCUUGCCCCCAAUGGCCAUUCAAACACGGGAACACGGUGGCCACCACCACCACCACCACCAUCAUGGCAGUAAUGUCUACCUUACAUCAACCGAUAAGCACGAUGCUGGAGUGCGGAUCACGCGGAUCGGCCUCGUCGCCAACCUUGGUAUGGCCAUCGGCAAGUUUAUUGGUGGCUACAUGUUUCAUUCUCAGGCCCUCAUUGCCGACGCCUACCACGCCCUCACCGAUCUGGUCUCAGAUAUCUUGACCUUAGCCACAGUAGCCUGGUCGCUGAAACCCCCGUCGGAACGGUUCCCCAACGGCUACGGAAAGAUAGAGAGUAUUGGCGCUUUGGGUGUGAGCGGCCUGUUGCUCUGCGGCGGUGUCUUCAUGGGUCUCAACUCCGGGCAGGUCCUUCUGCAUCAAUUCUAUCCGGAAAUCGCUGAAGCAAUUGCGCACUUGGGGGCUUUGGGACACGGUCAUUCGCAUAGCCACGGGGUAGAAGCGUUCGGUCCAAACAUCCAUGCUGCAUGGCUGGCUGCUGGGUCGAUCGUGGUCAAGGAAUGGCUUUACCAUGCAACCAUGAAGGUUGCCACGGAACGCAAGUCGUCAGUCUUGGCGUCCAAUGCCGUUCACCACCGAAUCGACUCCCUUACCAGCGUUGUCGCCCUUUUUACGAUCGGCGGUUCUUAUAUGUUUCAAGACGCUUCCUGGCUGGAUCCCGUGGGAGGACUCCUCAUCUCACUGAUGGUUAUCAAGGCUGGGUGGGGCAAUACAAAGACUUCCCUUUUGGAGUUGGCGGAUACUACGGUGGAUGAUGAUGUGAAGGUUUCGGUGCACAAAGCGGCUAGUAAGGCGCUGGCUCUCCUGGAGAAGGGCGAGGCGCUUAAGGUCCGAGAUGUUCAGGGUAUGAAGUCAGGCCAAAAUUAUCUCAUGGAUGUUGAGAUCGCAAUGCCAGGCGCAUGGCCUAUCAACCGUGCUCGUCAGGCGGAAGAGGCGUUGCGCACUGCUAUCGGAGAAAAGGUCCGCGGGGUUAAGCGAGUCAAGGUCCGGUUCAUUCCCCUUGAGCAUGAGGAGUUGACCUUCUCUGAAGAAUUCAUCCCGGCCGAUGUGACCUCACGGGCGCGUCCGGAGCCGGAAGAUGGAGACGAGCAUGAGCACGAGCACGAGCACGAGCACGAGCAUGAGCAUGAAGCUCGCAAAAAUCGGUAGAUAGCGAAGACUUGCUUCUGAAUAUUUUGCUAUUUUCUGCGAUCUUGUACAUGGCCGGCGAGUUCGUUCACCGCGCUUUCACUGGUGAUAAAGACCUCUUUGUGGUUUUGGCCUCCAUGCUCCUUUGAUACCCACACUUUUCCCUGCUUUGGAGUACGGGUAGAGUUGAUAGAGCUC